AUGGGAGACUCCGGAAGCGGUAGCAGCAGUAGCAGGCAGGCUGCCUGUCUGGCCUGCAGAAGAACAAAGACAAAAUGCCAUCGCGAGCUCGGAGACGCGACCUGCAGACGGUGUCGCCAGAAAGGCGACGAAUGCGUCAUCACGUCCCAUCACAUCGGUAGGCAGAAGGGCACGAAGAACAAACGGACUGGGCUCGACAAGGUCAUCUACCAGGUCGAGCAAUGCAUUCAGCAGAUGAAGGCCGGCAUCAGUGCCGACGAGACUGAUCCGCAGCUUCUCCAUCUCCGAGAUGCCGACACGUUUUUUGACGUGGGUGAAUAUCUGUCUACGUCUUCGGACGCACACGUCGAAAGCCAGCUACCGCAAGAUGACGCGGCUUCCGAGAUAUCUUCUCUGGGUUCUCACACGCCUGGCCCUACGCCGGUCGAUUUUCCGUUGAACGAUGCGGAAAACCCGCUCCAGUUACUCGCCCACGCUUCUGACCUGUCACGCUCGAGACUAACCCAACAGGAUGUCAAUCGAAAUAACGAUGCUGGACAGGGUUUCUUUCGGCCCUUGAAGCCCAAACUUGACGUUGGGCCUGAUAUGGAUCCGAUAGAGCUGGGGCUCGUCACACAAGCCGAGGCCGAAGAACUAUUUGAGUACUUCUACACACACUUGGCACACACGAGAUGGGGACUCGACCGAAGCAUACAUACUUUGUCUUUUGUACAAGGGAGGUCGUCCUUUCUUUUCGUCUCAAUUUUAGCUGCUGCGGCUCUUUUCAUCCCGUCAGCCGACGCAAUUUCAAAGCGGCUCUCCGCUCAUUGCAGAACCCUCGCGCACAAAGCGAUGGUGGAACGCUACCGAUCCGUCGAGGUUGUUCUUGCGUUCAUGGUCAACGUUCCAUGGCUAUCCUUUGGUGAACACAUUGCAGAUGAUGAGACCUGCGCGUACCUAGCCUCUGCAUUGACUAUUGCAAUUGAUCUCUCGUUGCACAAGACCGUCAAUCCCUCCCCGAACAACACAUUUAACGCGAACCUACAGAGAGGCUCGGGAUCUGACUGCAUAGAUGCGAAGAAGGCACUCGCCCUCGAUGGUUUCGAGUCCGUGGAACCAUCUUCUGCGAUAGGUCGAAAGCUUUUACGACGACGAGAAAGGACGUGGCUAUCGUUGUUCGUUCUGGAUAGAGGCGUCUGCUUGGCGCGGGGACGCGUUCCUGUAGUGCCCGUAACCUUCCUCGUACAAAGAUGCGAUACCUGGCACAUUUCCGACAUUGCCGACGUCUGGGACAGCUCAAUCGUUUCGAUUGCGGUAAUGAGGCGAGACCUUGACGUCCUUAUCACAAGCAUCAAGUUGAGUUGCGACACCUUCAUCCCAGGCGUAAACUCGUCCUCAGAUACGGUCGAAAGGAUAAAAAUCACAAUCGAAAACUUCUUCAACCAAUGGCACCGCAUCUGGGCGUACGCGCAACAACCAACACCGUCCUACGCCCUCCCGCCCUACGUCCAGAUCCUCGUCUCGCACACCCGCCUCUCAACUUACAGCAGCGUAAUAAACCACCCCACGGCCUCCCCACCCGUCCGUCGUUUCUUCCGGGCGGCUGGCCUCGCCGCCGCGCUCAACGUCAUGCGCGCUGCUGUGCGUGGAGAGAAAGAGCUGGCGUCGAUGCCGAAUAACACGGCGAUCAUGGUCGCGUUUGCGGCGUGCUUCACACUGCGGCUGUGUGCGCUGGGCGUGGGCGUGAGCGUGGGACUGAAGGGCAGCGUGAGGCGGUUGGUAGAGGAGACGGCGGGGGCGCUGGAGCGCAUCGGUGGGACUGGAGAGGGGGUGGGGCGGCGGAGGGGCGUUGCUGGCUUGCUGGGUGGGCGGAUUUGGGGGGUGUUGGGACGGGGAGGGGGGAGGGGAGGGGAUGUGCUGCGUGUGACGCGGACGGAGAAGCGUGCGCCGGACGGGAGGGAGACGGAUUUCUUGAGCUCGGGGUGGGGGACUGAGGUGCGUGAGUGGGUGCCUGCGCCGAGGGCAGAGCCUCCGUCGUUGUUGUUUUCCGCGAUGGCGGACUGGGAGAUUGAUGCUGCGGUGCAGAGUGAUCUGAUGGAGUUGCGGUCGGGAGAGGGCGAUUCGGAGGGAGAGGGGGAGCUGGGGCUGGAGAUGCCGGUUGGCGGGCCGGAUCGGCUGGACUGGAUGGACUGGCUGGAUUGGUCGUAUAUGUGUAGUUCGUGA
This is a messenger RNA of Aplosporella prunicola CBS 121167, 2202 nucleotides long. RefSeq lists its product as uncharacterized. NCBI's taxonomy places the organism in Eukaryota, Fungi, Ascomycota, Dothideomycetes, Botryosphaeriales, Aplosporellaceae. Bases 1 to 2202 code for a protein of 733 amino acids. Gene Ontology annotation, cellular component: nucleus. Gene Ontology annotation, molecular function: transcription cis-regulatory region binding; DNA-binding transcription factor activity, RNA polymerase II-specific; zinc ion binding. Gene Ontology annotation, biological process: regulation of DNA-templated transcription. The transcript is spliced from 8 exons. The record is from RefSeq and is a predicted model, not a curated record.